AUGGCCACUCUCAAGCUCUUUUGUCUGGUCGAUGGGGAACCGUCAUCGGGUGCAUUUCCUGUUGACAUUGCCGCAGCAAACACCGUUGGUGACCUCAAGGACGCUAUCAAGAUCAAAAUGACGCCCAAGUUUGACGACAUCGCAACAGCCGAAAAGCUCUGGCCAACAGCCAACACCUUGGACAUCUUCCCCGACAUGCCAACCAAGGAGACAGUACAUAUCAUUAUUCAGCGGCCUCCGCAAGUGCCACCACUUUUAAAAAAGAAGUGGACUGUCAAUGGAGCAAUCAGAUUCGACGAGGCACGAAAGACAACACGGCUAUACCGACUUGCACAUGAGUUGGCUGAAAUGGGUUAUCCCAUCCCGAAAGACGGCUCCAGUUUGCAGCACCGCCACAACCAGAAGGAAGUGGAGAGGUCGUAUGGAGAGGUGGAUCAAUGCCACGAAGACCACUACUGCUACAUACCCCAGCGCCCGAGCUCAGUUUAUGAAGCCUCUUAUGGACCCAAGGAGCAAACCGGAUGCAAAACAGUUCAAAGAUCAACAGCACCACCAUGA
This is a messenger RNA of Gamsiella multidivaricata, 558 nucleotides long. RefSeq lists its product as uncharacterized. The record is from RefSeq and is a predicted model, not a curated record. The transcript has 5 exons. The coding region runs from base 1 to 558 and encodes 185 amino acids. Lineage: Eukaryota; Fungi; Mortierellomycota; Mortierellomycetes; Mortierellales; Mortierellaceae.